GCAAUGGGCACGACGGCGCUCAACAUGCACGAGCGUAUGGACGGCCUCCUGUACGCCCUGGUGCACCCCCAGAAGCCCAUGGUCACCACCCGGGUGCUGGACCUGGUUCCCGGAGGGCAGAACGCGUCCAUCGCGGUGAUGUCCUACUCCGGCUACGACAUCGAAGACGCCAUAGUGCUCAACAGGGGGUCCCUUGAUCGAGGGUUCGGGCGGUGCAUGGUCUUCAGGAAGCAUCAGGUGCCGAUCCGAAAGUAUCCCAACGGCACCCAGGACAAGAUCGUCGGGAAAGUGCGAGCGUCCGAGUUUCCAAGAGGCGAAGAUGACCCGCGAUGGCCACGGUACAAAGCCUUGGACGAGGAUGGUAUCUGCCGCGUGGGGGCCAGGCUCGACCCCGGCACCAUCAUGGUUAACAAGCACAGCCCGGCCAGCACGUCAGGAUCGGGACCUGUCAGCUCGGACUUCGCUUCCACGCCUCUCUCGUACAAGGCACCAGCAGAAAGCUAUGUCGACAAGGUCGGAGACAAGUUCUCCUCUCGCCACGGUCAGAAGGGUGUGUGUGGCAUCAUCGUGCCUCAGGAAGACAUGCCCUUCGCAGACUCGGGUAUCUGCCCCGACCUCAUCAUGAAUCCUCACGGGUUCCCGUCCCGAAUGACUGUGGGAAAGAUGGUUGAGCUGGUCGCCGGAAAGGCUGGUGUGCUGCACGGGCAUCAGGCGUAUGGCACGGCGUUCGGGGAGGAGCACGGCAGUGCUGAUCGCGUCCACCUCUGUUGUCAGGCUCUCGUGGAGCGAGGCUACAGCUACGUCGGGAAGGACAUGCUCACCUCCGGCACAGGUGGAGAGCCCUUGAUGAACUACAUCUUCGCCGGACCAGUCUUUUACCAGAAGCUCAAGCACAUGGUCAUGGACAAGAUGCACGCGAGAGCGAGGGGGCCCCGUGCCGUACUGACGCGCCAGCCUACCGAGGGGAGGUCGAGGGAUGGGGGGCUCCGUCUGGGAGAGAUGGAGCGAGAUUGUCUCAUCGGCUACGGGGCCAGCGCGCUCAUCAUGGAGAGGCUCAUGAUCAGCAGCGACGCUUUCACGGCUAACGUGUGCCAGGGAUGCGGCUUGCUUGGGUACUCUGGGUGGUGUCAAAACUGCCGCAGCCCGGAGAAGAUGGCCGACAUCCGACUACCGUACGCAUGCAAGCUCCUCUUCCAGGAACUCCAGAGCAUGAACAUCGUGCCCCGGCUUAAGCUUCAAGACUUCUAGCCUAGGAGCUGGGAGCCCGCCUACCUAGUCGUCAUUCUUGC
This is a messenger RNA of Ectocarpus sp. CCAP 1310/34, 1289 nucleotides long. Lineage: Eukaryota; Phaeophyceae; Ectocarpales; Ectocarpaceae. The record is from the annotation of a GenBank genome assembly.